AUGGAUCUCCCAAUUAUGCCUCCACAAGACACAACCCCAGGGCUAUCGACGCCAACUCGAAUUCGACGGUCCUCCUCACACAUUUCUCGAAAGACAAGCUGGGGAACUCCAAUCCCUCCUCCGUCAGUUUCUCAACCUGUAACAAGCGAAGCUGGCCUUCUUAAUGUCGACUUAGCCUCAGAUCCUGGAUCAAGUGGUGAAGGCGAGCUCUGGAACACUUUGGAUAAUAUUGCUGCUUUAGGAUUGUCAUUCAACGGUGAAGGCCUGCAAACUGAGGAAAAGAUAAUCCGGCACAGAUUUUCCCUAGAUGAUGUUGAUAGUCUUGCAAACUGUUCACAUCCAGUGGAAUCCGAGAUCCCCUUCAAGAAGUGGGUUAGUACCAUACACCGAAGAGCUGGACAGCGAAGGAAAACGGUGAGCUGUGACACUCACGACACGUCAAUGAAGAAAGAUUACUUGGACUCGCCAAGAACACAAAGGAAAUCGGAACACAAGAAAUCUUCGUCGGGAUCAUCAUUCGGAUUUGUUACAGCGAUGAAAAGUGCAAGCAUCAGUCUCGCAAGCAUCAGCAUUGCUCCAAGGUCAAGAAGGACCGCAGCUUCUUCUUCGAGGAACCACAAGACAGACCGCAGCAAUAAUGCUUCACAUGUCGCUCGUUUAUCUGAAGACAGCUCAUACCUUGCUCGAGGUGUUGUCAUUGAUCAGGCUGUUACCAAUAGACUCUUGCGACGACGUCGAGUUCUGGAGGAGAUCAUCAGCACGGAAGAGAGUUAUCUUGCAGAUGUCAAAUUUUUGAUGAAUGUUUACGUUACCCUACUGGCAUCAAUUCCGAGCUUGUCGUUAAGUCUUCGCACUUCGAUCAACCGCAAUCUCAACGAAAUUGUAGAGCUUCAUGAAGAACUUCUGGGAGAACUUCACCGCGUUAUUCCUCAUUCAGAAUAUACGCAAGCAGAUCACGCGGAGUCUUCACUCUCCCCGCCAGUUAGCGGUCACCAUAGAUGGCGAAGCCUUGAUGCCGUUCCAGAGAACUCCAAAGGGUCUUCUUGGCUUCAAAAAGUUCCUGGUAUGACAGCAGAACCAGAGAUCGCUGCUAAAGUCGCCAAUGUGUUUGGUAAAAAGGCAAACGUUGCGUCAACUUAUCGGACAAUCCCACAAUGGCAGGUUUAUCAAAAAGGAUUAGAGGCGCUGGCAUCGUCUCUCGCUUCUAUCAAUAAUCAGCAGAGUGGUUCCAAGAAGUCGCUCACUGUGGGUGACUUACUGGUCAAGCCAAUUCAAAGGGUUUGCAAAUAUCCGCUUCUGUUGGCGGAGCUUCUGAAACAGACACCAGUCUGUGAUUGCCCAGACUCUCAUAUGGCCAUUGAAAACGUCUUGAUUCGACUGAGAGAAGCCACCAGGGAGAUAAACCGAGCUACAGAUGAUCCACGAAUGAAGGUCAUUAUAGAAAAGUCAUGGCUGCUUCAAGACCGAUUGGUGUUUCCUGAUAGGCCUGAAACCCGUUCAAGAAGUGCAAUCCGUUCCCUUGGUCGGAUUCAUCUCUGUGGAGUUUUGCACAUCUCAUGGCAAACAAAAGAGGGUGCUAAUGGUCAAUAUUUGAUCAGCUUGCUCUAUCGAGAUUUCUUGCUACUCGCUUCUGCUUCGAAGUCAGAUCAGGUGUAUAGUAUUCAGGCAUGCAUUGCCCUUCAUGAGCUGAAGAUUGAGGAGGUGGACAACGGAAGGGGCUUGCAAUGUCAUACGGUACCAUUCUCAUGGAAAUUGGUAUUUGAAUGCGAUCAUCAGCUUUUCGAGAUCACGAUGAGCGCAUGUUCUCCCAAAGAAGAAUUAGAGUGGCGAAGCCGAUUAACGGAUCAUUCUUGCAAAGAUCCACUGGAUGCUGGCGAACAAGCUAUUCUCACGAGGCUAUCUCUGCCAAUCAAGUCUAUGGGAACAGUCUUUGGCAAGCCUGGGACGGUGGCUCGACGACUUUCAAUCCACAGAGCUACAACAGUUGGUCCCACAACAGGACUUUGUCAGGUCAUCAUCAAGAAUACCAAUGCAUUCAAGGAGUCGUCAUCGUCAGCAAAUAUCAAUCGAUCGCAAUCACUUCUGACAACUAAUCGCGUUCCAAUCAUUGCAUCGACACGAGCUGACCGAAUUCGUCUAGAAAAUCUGCUUGCUGACGUCUGGUCCCGAGAUAUUUUGCCUUACCCCGGAAUGAGUGGGAGAGCACGCAGUGAGCACCUCGUUCGUGCCUCUGCAAGUUCCAUGAUGCGAAAGCUCAGUGUUGCAAGCAUUGCAAGUAAUUUCACCAAGAGAUCUGGCAGUAUCACCAGUCUUCAGAAGACGGCCGAUGAUGACUUUGGGAAUGAGUUUGAAUCAAACAGGGCUCGGACGAACUCGCCUCAAACAGAACACAGCCCAAACGAUGGUAGCAGUCGACAAGACUCGGACGAUCCGACAAUGUCUCGGCUUUCGAUUAUUCAGGAUGAAAAGGAGAAUAUCCGAACUGGCUCAUUUGAUACUAUCCCAGGAAUCCGCAGUGCUUCAAAUGGUAGUCCUGCGAGUACGCUCAGAAGAAUGGCCACUGCGUCAGUCAAGAAAGGGUUGGGGCACGAUGGUCAUAGACACAUCACUCCUCCGCUGAGAACGUCUAGCGCAAAUAGUUUUGGUCAGACUAUGAAUCGGGCUGCAUCGGCGCCAAAUGUACCUGACAUGCUCGUCGAAGAGAAAGAGACAGCUCAACAGGGCCAUACCUCUCCAUUUGGACAUUUGAGUCAAAAAUCUGCGAAGAAGGUGAAGGUUUUCAAAAGCAGUCGUAUGGUUCCUGAGGGUAUCCGGAGCUUGUUUCGUUAG
Molecule: messenger RNA, 2829 nt
Organism: Glarea lozoyensis ATCC 20868
Lineage: Eukaryota; Fungi; Ascomycota; Leotiomycetes; Helotiales; Helotiaceae
Product: DBL homology (DH-domain)
Exons: 7
Coding region: 1-2829 (942 amino acids)
Biological process (GO): regulation of GTPase activity
Cellular component (GO): cytoplasm
Molecular function (GO): guanyl-nucleotide exchange factor activity
Source: RefSeq, a predicted model, not a curated record